AUGUCUCUGGCACGCGGCAUCCAAUCGGCUAUCUUCUAUUACCUCUCCUGCAAGCCCUACUUUGAUGCGCGGCACCGGCGCAAGGCGAAGAAGCAAGCGGCAGCGGACCGCGAGCAGAACGAGAUACUUUACAAACAGAUGCCACACCUUUACAGGCACCCCGAGCCUAACACGACCAAUCCAGCCUGGCAAGUCGAGAUCGAGAUGGGUCCCACGCCGAGCAUGGGCAAGGGAAAGCGGAAACAGCCAAGCAGUGAGGCCAAGAGCCGUGGCGGAGCUUCUGUGAAUGCGAGUCAGGCGGUUUCAGCGGUCAGCUUGCCGGUCUUAUUGGAACAGGGAGAGCACGAGGUAGUGCAGCCACCGCCGAAAGCAAAGCUGGCAAGCAGGAAGCGCGAUUUUGAGCCCACGAGUAACCCGGCGAUUAAUGACCUGCAUCCACCUACUGUGCGGAAAGUGCGGACGAGGGAUGAGCUCGCAUGGAUGUUCGAGCCACCGCCGCCAAUGAAUAAGGGGUGA
Messenger RNA from Baudoinia panamericana UAMH 10762, 516 nucleotides. RefSeq lists its product as uncharacterized. Lineage: Eukaryota; Fungi; Ascomycota; Dothideomycetes; Mycosphaerellales; Teratosphaeriaceae. The coding region runs from base 1 to 516 and encodes 171 amino acids. The record is from RefSeq and is a predicted model, not a curated record. The transcript has a single exon.